Zeugodacus cucurbitae (melon fly) is the source of this 819-nucleotide messenger RNA. RefSeq lists its product as uncharacterized. Bases 109 to 741 code for a protein of 210 amino acids. NCBI's taxonomy places the organism in Eukaryota, Metazoa, Arthropoda, Insecta, Diptera, Tephritidae. The record is from RefSeq and is a predicted model, not a curated record. The transcript has 2 exons.
UUAAAUUGAAACGCAAGUUAAUAUAAAAAGAGGUGUAUUGAGAGCUUUCAAGUCACUCAACUACUUACAUUCAUUGGAGUGACACCAAACAGCAACAAAGGAAUAACAAUGACUAAAUUCUGGGCUAUAACUUUAAUACUAGCUGUCAGCAUAGCGCAGUUGAUCGGUUCCAGCUUUGCUGUUCCUGUGCAAAUCGAGGAAACUGUAGCAGAUACUAUCAACACAUUAUAUAAUGAUCUCCCCAACAGUAGUCCACUCGAUUUAAACGCACGCCAUGAAUUGUUGUUGGAAUUCGAAAAGCAUUUUGCGCAAUUAUCACGUGAGGCAAUUAGAGUGAUUUUAGCUGAUUUGAAAGCUGCUAAGUCAGCGCAAAGUGUCGCUACUCAAGAGAAAAUCACUGCUUUGACGGAUGCUUUGGCAAUAAUUGAAAAUGUAAAUUUAAUCAAUGAACCGUUAGAUGAAUUUGAAUUACUCAUAGUAACAAAUAUAAUCGGCGAUUUACUCGCUCAAUCAAAUAUACAGUUAGUGAGCGCUGUAAAGGAGCAUAGAAAGCUGGCAUUUGAGUUGGAAUAUUUUAAUUUCAUAUUUGGUGAGGUGUUUGAUGAUUUCGUGGCAACGCUGACGCCACAGGAGCGGCAGUUGGAUGCUGAGUUGGUGGAGUUGCAUCAGCAAUACAAAGAGAGUGACGAGGAUGAAAAGUGGCUGAUUUGGAUUAAAUUGUGGAAUUAUUUUAAAUUUUAAAGAAUUUGUGCGUAGAAAUGAGUUUCUAAAUUUUUAAAUGUAAAUAUAGAAUUAAUAUUAUUAUUUUUUCAAAUAAAG